AUGGCUUGGAAAGAUCGAUUGAAGCGCGUCAAGGAUGAAAUUGAGAGCAUGAUAGGGUCGCCCCAGGAGGGCUCGCAACAGCAGCAGCAGCAGCAACAACAGGCCUAUUCGCAACCCUCGCAAUCACAUCAAUACCCUCCACCUCCGCCGCCGCCGCAAGCUCCCCCCGGCGGCGCAAUCUACUGGCAACCGCGAUUCGAAGCCGAUGUUCCGGUCACCAUCGAGUGGGAUGCGAAGCUUGGAAAUGGCCCUGACGGCUGGGGGAACCAGGAGCUGGAGCACUAUACCGCCGCUCCCGCGAACGCCUUCCACACCCAAGACGGCAGACUGGUGAUCCGCGCCCUCGCACAAAAUGCCGCGCCUACGCCCGAGCAGCGAUACACCUCUGCUCGGCUGGUCAGCAGACAGACCCUGGGUCGGGACAGAGGAGUUCUCACCGGUGUCAUUGUCUCUCCUUGCGCUGAGGGCAUUUGGCCCGCCUUCUGGCUUCUUCCGCAGGAACCCUUCUCCUGGCCCGUCGACGGCGAGAUUGAUAUCGCCGAAACCUGGAACGGAGACCACGAAAACAGGACCUGCCUUCACUGGGGCUUCCACCACGAGUCGCAGAAGCACCGGGUCAUCGGUACCAAGAUCCCAGACAUGCAUGCUCGUCCGGUGAGGUAUGACUUUGCUUGGGAUCAGCCAGGUGGCCAAGCCGGCCAGGGAAGAAUGAUCUGGUACAUCGACGGCAGACCCGUCAUGAAGGCACCCAUCCCAGAGGGCACGCGGCCGAUGAGAGACAUGACGAUUCUGCUCAAUGUGGCGAUGGGAGGCAGUGUCUGUGGGGGCAAGACCCCGGCGGAUGGGUACUACGAUAUGGUCGUUUCAACCCUCUUCAUGGGCAGCGAGCCGGAGUAUGGUGGUUGGGGACGCUUUGAGAACGAUUGGGCAAGCCAUGCUACGCCUUCUGGGAACACGUAUUGA
This is a messenger RNA of Ilyonectria robusta, 963 nucleotides long. Its product is annotated as glycoside hydrolase family 16 protein. The record is from RefSeq and is a predicted model, not a curated record. Bases 1 to 963 code for a protein of 320 amino acids. The transcript has 2 exons. Gene Ontology annotation, molecular function: hydrolase activity, hydrolyzing O-glycosyl compounds. NCBI's taxonomy places the organism in Eukaryota, Fungi, Ascomycota, Sordariomycetes, Hypocreales, Nectriaceae. Gene Ontology annotation, biological process: carbohydrate metabolic process.